CUCGACGACAACUACGAAUCGACAACUUCUCGCCGCUUCGAAAUCGAUCAAAAUGGUAAGCUAUCAAUGUUUUUGACUGUCUUUUUAAUGAAAUAAUACGACUCGCCAUCAGCUCUCGUACCUCUACGAGCAAUCGCACGUCGAGAUGCAAUUUUCAAUCAAAUUACCUUUCAAGGUUUUUGAUUUUGAUUUGGCUUGAGCUAUGUUCUGUGUAGAAAUACCAGAUGUAGUCUCUUUAGAGUUCAAAGAAGACACUUGGUGAACACUCGCUGAUGUCUACUUUUCUCAAUGACAGCCUCCAAGUCCGGAAAGAAGGCGGCGCCAGCCCCAUUCCCCCAGUCCAAAGCUGGUGCGGGAUCAAAGAAGGCAGCCAAGAACCCUCUCAUCGAGAAGCGUACCCGUAACUUCGGUAUCGGUCAAGACAUCCAGCCCAGAAGAAAUCUUUCCCGUAUGGUGAAGUGGCCCGAGUAUGUCCGUCUUCAACGCCAAAAGAAGAUCUUGAACAUGAGAUUGAAGGUCCCACCUGCGAUUGCUCAAUUCCAACACGUUCUCGACCGCAACACCGCCGCCCAAGCCCUCAAGCUCCUCAACAAGUACCGCCCAGAGACCAAGCCUGAGAAGAAGGAGCGUCUCUUGAAGGAGGCUACCGCCAUCAAGGAGGGAAAGAAGAAGGAAGACGUUAGCAAGAAGCCAUACGCCGUCAAGUACGGUCUUAACCACGUUGUUGGUUUGAUCGAAGCCAAGAAGGCCUCUUUGGUCCUCAUCCCUAACGAUGUUGACCCAAUUGAGUUGGUUAUCUUCCUUCCAGCUUUGUGCAAGAAGAUGGGUGUCCCAUACGCCAUCAUCAAGGGUAAGGCCAGACUCGGCACGGUCGUUCACAAGAAGACCGCUGCUGUUCUCGCCCUUACUGAGGUUCGCUCCGAGGACAAGUCCGAGUUGUCGAAAUUGGUUCAAGCCAUCAAGGAGGGACAUGAUGAGACCGCUACCAGACACUGGGGAGGUGGAAUCAUGGGUGCCAAGGCUAACGCCCGCACUGAGAAGAAGCGCAAGGCCCUUGAGAGCGCUAUCAAGAUCUAAAUAUGAUCAUAUAGUGACUUUUACUUCCGGCGUUUUUUUAUGAUAUUAUGGCAUGGCAGGGACACUUAGCUAGGCAAGCAGCUUAAGAAUUCAAAAUAUGAAGGCUGUAUGAUACCAUAAUUUAUUUGACUUUUUGAUUUUGUUCAAACA
Molecule: messenger RNA, 1227 nt
Organism: Botrytis sinoallii
Lineage: Eukaryota; Fungi; Ascomycota; Leotiomycetes; Helotiales; Sclerotiniaceae
Exons: 2
Coding region: 289-1077 (262 amino acids)
Biological process (GO): ribosome biogenesis
Cellular component (GO): ribonucleoprotein complex
Source: RefSeq, a predicted model, not a curated record